GCUUUCAAAGUUUUGACACUUGCGGUUAACCUCAAUAAACAAGAAAAAAUAAACGAAAACUGAGAUUCAGCAAUCGUAUUCGGUUCGCCCUAGUUUAUGUUCAUUUUAGUUGUCAUAAAAUAUUAUAAUCGAUAUGAAUACCCUUCCGAAUGAUAAUAAAUUAGUAUCGGAUGAAAAUUACUCUUCAAAAUCAGAUGUUCUCGUAUUUCUUGAGGAGAAACUAGAAAAUGUUUGUAAUUUUCGCGAUAGAUAUUUUGAAACUCAUAGUUUAGAUGAUGCCAUUCAUAAAAAUGACGACCUGAAGAAGCUUCAGGAAGAAACACUGAAAAUAUUUGAGGAAAAUGAAACAGCUGCAACAAAAAGUAAUAAAGCAAAAUACUUUUUUAUGAAGGGUGCGCUGUUGAAUGUAGUCCCUGAAUAUAGUAAAGAUGCUGAGAAUCUACUUUCAAAGGCUAUUAAAUUAGAUAGAAAACUUGUGGAAGCUUGGAAUGAGCUGGGGGAUUGUUAUUGGAAAAAUGAUGAAGUGAAAAAAUCAAAAAGUUGCUUUGAGGGAGCUUUGAAAGAGAGAAAGAAUAAAGUUUCAUUGAGAAACCUUUCGAUGUUAUCAAGACAAGAAGUUGUCAUCUCACAAGCUGAAUGCAUUGCUAAUGUAGAAAAAGGUCUCAACUAUGCAAAGGAAGCAGUUAAAUUAGAUGCCCAGGAUGGUCUUUCAUGGAGUUGUUUAGGCAAUGCUCAUCUUUCAUAUUUUUUUCAUGUUCAACAGAAUCCAAAAAUAUUGAAGCAAGCAAUAAGUGCCUAUUUCCAAGCGGAGAAAGACAUUGUAGCCAGAAGUUCCCCUGAUUUGCAUUACAACAAAGGGAUUAUGCUUAAAUACAAAGAGGAAUUCAAAGAAGCUUUAGAAUCCUUCAAAAAAUCUAGUUUAUAUGAUCCUACAUGGGAUAGACCAAAAAAGAGGGAGCAACAACUUAUCGAGUAUCUGAAUAAUAUAGAAGAAUUGGUAUCAACUAAAGGGAAAAUGAAAACCAAAAAGUUGAAGAAUUUACUUGAUUCUAUAGACUCUAAACAUCUAGGACCAUAUUUGGAAGAUACAAAAAACAUACUCACAGGUGCCAAUGCAAGGUUAAUCAGGGUCAACAUUCAGGAAUUGAAACCUGGAGUGAAUGAAUUGAAGGUUUUGCUUGGAAAAGUUGUCUGUUCAGUGAGGAAUGAAGAUACUGUUCCUUUUACUUUUUGUCUGGUGGAUGAAACAGGGGAGUGUGUUGUUGUCACAUUAUUCAAUCUAGCAGAUGGAAAAGGAGUUAUAAUAGGGGAUUCAGUGGCGAUUCCUGAACCAUUGGUGACUGAUGUGAACUUCGACUACAAUUCUGUUAGCUAUAAGUUCAGACUGAUUCGGGUAGAGACUCCAAUUCUUGUAGCUGUGAAUGGUAAACUUCUCCAGAAAGAUCAAACAGCGGGUGUUCAAAUGUCAAUUUUUCGAAAAUUCGAUUGACAAUCAUUUUCCCAGCUUGGGGAUCCAUAAACUGUGCUUUAAGACAUCAGUGAAUUAAACCACCGUGAAAACUUUUCGUGUACUAAUAGAAAUGUGAUCGACUCUAAUAUCAUGAUAUGUCUGAAAAUUUAACCAAUAACUCCAAUUUUAACUUUCGAUGUAGUAUGUUUCACAAAUGGCUGUGAAUAGAUCAGAUGUAGAUUAUUUGGAAGGUUUCGUAUCUACAACUUAUUUCAGAAGAAAAAAUGUAGAAUUUAUUUGAUGUUUGUUUUAACGUCGAAAAUGAGCAAUUUUGUGAAUAUAUUAUAUGUACUAUGAUUUUGUAAAUACUUAUUACUCAAUAAAGACCAAUUAAAUAA
Messenger RNA from Coccinella septempunctata (seven-spotted ladybird), 1848 nucleotides. RefSeq names its product tetratricopeptide repeat protein 5-like. The transcript has 7 exons. Gene Ontology annotation, molecular function: protein binding. Lineage: Eukaryota; Metazoa; Arthropoda; Insecta; Coleoptera; Coccinellidae. The coding region runs from base 134 to 1489 and encodes 451 amino acids. The record is from RefSeq and is a predicted model, not a curated record.